Nematolebias whitei (Rio pearlfish) is the source of this 1990-nucleotide messenger RNA. RefSeq names its product mitochondrial genome maintenance exonuclease 1 (gene mgme1). Gene Ontology annotation, biological process: mitochondrial DNA replication. The transcript is spliced from 5 exons. Gene Ontology annotation, cellular component: mitochondrion. The record is from RefSeq and is a predicted model, not a curated record. Gene Ontology annotation, molecular function: single-stranded DNA exodeoxyribonuclease activity. The coding region runs from base 139 to 1209 and encodes 356 amino acids. NCBI's taxonomy places the organism in Eukaryota, Metazoa, Chordata, Actinopteri, Cyprinodontiformes, Rivulidae.
UUUGUGGAAAUGUUUCAACGGUACGUGUCGGGGCAAGUACCAGCGACGAACAAAGACUGAAAUGUGUGUUAAAAAUCGAAACUACUAGAGAUUUCUUUUGUUUUUAGGAAGUUAAUAGUUCAGUUCUAUGAUCCCGCUAUGUUAAUAGUCACCAGAAUGUUCUCUUUUAACCGUGUGUUGUGUUUCGGGUCCAUCAUUGUCCCUCAAAGCACCUCCUCCCUCUCUGUAUGCCAUUUUUCUGCUUUCCAUUAUCUAACCAGCCGCAAACGAAACAGUCCGUACAGUUCCGUGGACAGUGAGCGCUACUCCUCUCUGAUAAAAUCCGUCAUGUCCUUCAAGGUCAGCCCCCAAACCCCGGAGACCCUCCAAGAAGAAGACGACCACAUUUACGGAUCAGUUGUCAAGUCUCCGUCAAGAACCGAGAAACGAGGACCUAAAACUCUCCAUCCCUUUUUCAAUUCCGAGAAAUCUCUAGAAGCACACGAGCCAGAGGCAGGACCCCCAGUUCGGGUUUUAUUGCCGGUAAAUCGAGGACAAGGCAGGUCUUUUGUGCCGAGCGUGACCCGGAUCCUUCAGCAGACCCUUUCUCCAGAGCAGAUCUUCUACCUGGAGCGAUGGAAGAGGAGGAUGAUCGCUGAGCUUGGAGAGGAAGGCUUCAAAGAAUACACUCAGAAUAUAUUUAGACAAGGAAAGCUUUUCCACUCAGCUUUGGAGGACAUUUUCAAAUCUGGUGGAACAUGGAAGACCAGAGAUCCCUCAGAGACUCCAGAUUAUCCACCUGAAGUCCAAGGAUACAUUCAGAGCAUCUCUCACAUACUGGAGGAUGUCAGUGCAGUGAGGGCUGCUGAAAGCACUGUCCAACAUGGCUCCCUGAACUACUUGGGAAUUGUGGACUGUGUUGCUCGCUACAGGGGUGUGCUGUGCGUUAUUGAUUGGAAAACGUCAGAAAAGCCCAAACCAUUGUUGAGCAACACGUAUGACAACCCCGUUCAGGUGGCAGCAUAUGCUGGGGCUUUGAACAGCGAUGAUAACUACAAAUAUCAGGUUGAAAAUGGGCUCAUUGUUGUGGCCUACAAGGACGGCUCGCCGGCCCACGCUCACCAGCUGAGCUCAGAGAUGAUGUCAGAGUACUGGAAGACGUGGUUGAUGCGUCUUGAAGAUUACAAAAGACAAAGAACAAGUUCUUCAUCAAGUUCCUCAGGAAAGUGAUGAUCUGUAGAAAAAUCUGCAUCAGCCUGACGGUCUGCAUCGAUAUUUUUAAUUUAACGCACCUGAAUUCUUAACUUAAAAUGCGAAAGCAAGGCAAUAUGAAGUCUUUUCUUCACCUGUAGUAGGAAACUUAAUAGAUGAAGUAUUUAAAAUGAUUGAACACACACUAGGUUUCUGUGUGAGGGAUCUUUAGUGAAGCCCAUGUUUUUAAAGAGUUGGUAGGAGGCCAGGCUCUGCUCCUUUAUGAAGCAGAGCUCUGGGUAGCCCUGAGCGUGGAGUCUGGGCCAUGCUGUUGAUUAGGACUUUAGUGUAGCCUUUCUCUCUCUGCUCUGGCAGAGUGUACAGUAUUCCCAUGGUGCACGACGUGCACGUCAGAAUCCAAGACACCGGCUAUCCUUCGGCAUCCAUCACGCAGCAGGAGGGAAUGUUCACAAUCAUGCUGCCAGUCGUCCCAGCAGCUUCCUGGUUCCUUCCAAACUUCCACGUCUGGUUGACCAAACCGAGGUGUGACUCAUCCAGGGAGUUAAUGCAAAGCAAAUGUUUUAUAUUUUUCAUAAAAUGUUGUUUAUAAUGUGCCAGAGCCUGUAUUAUUAUGUUAUUGCUCUGUGUAGUUUAUACCAGUCUGUAGAGCGAAGCUUGGUCUCAUCCUGCAGUAUCAUCCUGUGACUGCCUGACUGUUGAAAGGCACGCUCUUUUCUGACGCAACUGAUUUAACUUAUCUCCAUAUGAGAAAGACUGGUCCCUUCAAAUCAUGAAUAAAAUGACUUUUUGAGAUUUGCAA